This is a messenger RNA of Chlamydomonas reinhardtii, 8194 nucleotides long. RefSeq lists its product as uncharacterized. Bases 414 to 7520 code for a protein of 2368 amino acids. The transcript has 5 exons. NCBI's taxonomy places the organism in Eukaryota, Viridiplantae, Chlorophyta, Chlorophyceae, Chlamydomonadales, Chlamydomonadaceae. The record is from RefSeq and is a predicted model, not a curated record. Gene Ontology annotation, cellular component: nucleus.
GUGCUGCGCCUGGCGCUCUUGCCAAGACGCGUCGAGGCUUGAAGGUGGGCGGAUGGAAAGUUGCCCGAAAUAAACAGCUGGGUCCCGGGCGCCACACGAAUAUGAGCGGGGCCCACGGGUCGUCAGAACGUCUGAACACAGGCUCGCUCCCGCUUGCCACAGCUUGCAGCAGCCUUUGCUCGUGUAGGUAGACCCUACUGCAGGUGGCGCUGGCUAUGCGAUUGUGCCAAGCUCCGAGUUCCUCCCAUCGCGUGCGUGUUGCAGUCAUCCUGGGCGGGGCUGGCCUGUAACUUCUUAGCUGCGCUGCCCGCGUAACCCGGACGCAUCAAACCGCACGCAUGUACGCACGAUGUAUUCCUAGGUUCAUCGCCUAACUGGUAUGCACUCGAUCGAGCGCGAACUCCUCCUUUCGAAUGGACAGGCUUUAUGACAUCUUCAGCGCGGCGGCGCAGGCGCAGCAGCAAAAGCAAGAACCACGCUCACAACUGGUCGCAGCAGCCAGCAGCGCGCCGGCGGUCAUGGGCAGCGGCAGCGGCGGCAGCGGCAGCGGCGGUAGCGGCAGCGGCGGCGGCGCCCAGCCUCCGGCGCCCACUGCCGCGCCACCCGAAUCAGCCGACCUGGAAGGGAAUGGGCCAGGUGGUGUCCCCACGACGGCGGCGCUGGGUCUGGCGGCGGCGGCAGCAGACUGCGCAGGCGCGGCGCAGCGCGAUGUGAUGGGUCGGGCGGCGCGAUGUGGGUCGGGCGCGGUGGCUGGCGGCGCAAAUCCCCCGGGCGGCUGGGCGGGGGGGCCCAGCAGCAGCCACGUGAGCACGCUGGGGCAGCUGCUGCUGCCGGCGGCCACCGCGGCCAGCAGCCUUGCCACGGCUAGCAGCCUGGCGACCGCCGGUAGCAGCUUCACCGGCAGCAGCUGCGGCACGGGCCGCAGCGGCUUGGGCGGGGGGCAGCAGGCCGGUGGGCGUAGCGGCCUUGGCGGCAGCGGUGACCCUGGAGGCAGUGGUAGCGGCGGCUGUGGCAGUAGUAGCGGUGGUGGCGGCAGCGGUGGAACUGCGGAAGGAAGCACCGGCCGCGGCUGCAGCUUCCUGACAGUCAGCGGCGGCAGUCCGGAGGCGGCAGCGGACGCCGGCCCUGGCCUUGAGCCUACUGGCGCCCUUGAGAACCUUAACGAGCUGCAGCCCGCCGCAUGCAGCGUGCAGCACACUUGGCGCCUGCUCGGUGCGGCCAGAGUGGUGUCUGCACCUAGCGACAGCAGCAGCGUCGGCGAAUGCUCGCUGCCGAAAGGGCUUAUUCAGAUUCCAGCAGCGGCACCGUGGCGACCACCGGCCCGCCUAGAUGGAGCGGUGGCGACUGCGUGUGCCCCUGCGCCUGGACUUGCCGCGGGCGCGGCGCCGGCGGCGGGGGCGCUGCAGAAGGACCAGCAGGAGGGUUUGCUGCAAGCCCUUGUGUACAUGGGGGUAAUCUCAGAUACGGGACAGACCCCGGGGCGUCAGGGGCCCACGGCGAAUGUACGGGCAGCAGCACCCGGGACAACAGGGUCUGGAAGUCGCAGCCGUGAUGGCGGUUUCCGCCGCGCCAAUACUGCAGCGGCUGCAGCUCAGGACGGCUGUGAGCCUGCUGGUGCCUUCGCGCCACUGGCGGCGACUCUGAGCUCGCCGGCCGCUGCCGAUCAUGUGGAACAGGCGGGCAUCCAGUCAUUGCGGGAGGCUGUAGCAGCCGAGGAGUCGCACGGGGCGGCAGCGUGUGCUACUGCCGUUGAUGCCUGCGCGGCCGCGGUGUCCCUACUCGGCUCCGCACAGCGUCAGGCGGUGACGGACUGUGCUUCCCGCAGUAGCAGCUGCAGCCGCUAUGGCAAGCAUGGUGAGCAACCAGGGCCGCUUAGUACUACAGAGGCGCGGCCGCUGCCGCUGCUGCCGCCGCCGCAGGGGCUUCUCCUGCUCCGUGGCGGCUGCGGAAGUAGCGGCGGGGAUAAAAACAGCAGCAACAGCAGCAGCAGCAGCAAGCACAGGGCUGACGGCAGAAGCGCAUUGCUGGCAGCAAGCACGGGCCUGACGGCGGCGGCGCCACUGACGGGCCACAGGGGUCUGAGCGGUGCACCCGCGCUGGCUGCACCGCCGGCCUCUCCGCCGAGCUACACCUUUGCACCAGCGUCGGACAUGGAGCACGGCGCGGGCGCCCCGGACUCGCCGCCUGCGGCAGCCUCAAAGCGGCUCACAUGCGUCCCAGGGAAGUGCGAUGCACCGGCGACGGCAGCGGGGCCGCCCAGUACCCUGCCGGCUCUGGCACCGCCGCCGCCAGCACCACCACCAGCCCUGGCACCGGCGCCCCUUUCGGCGCCAACGCUGCAGCUCCGACGGCUGUUGCUACAGCCUCCCGCGCCGGCCGUGAUGGCAGCCACGCCCGCCGCAGCUGCCGCUACCGCCGCGGGCGCCCUGCCUUCUGCGUCUGUGGGGUGGGCGAGGACCGGGGGUGCGGGGUCGUCGUCGUCGUCGCCGUCGGCGCUGUACCGCUCCCCGGCACGCCACGUCACCGUGUCCAUGAAGUUUGACACGCCGCCAGGGAUGUCGUUCGAGGAGACUGCCGCCGCCCUGUCAGCGUCAGCGCAUCGGACAGUGGAGCAAGUCCUUCGCCGCAGCAGCGCAUACGCUCGCAGCCAAACCGCAAACGUCGGCACAGACAGCUGCGAUGUUGCCUCUGGCUCCGCUGGCACACCAGGCACAGGCGUAGCCGGCCUUCCGAGCAGCGCAAGCGGCACGGGCGGCGGCGGCGGCGGUGCCAUAAGUAGUGACACCAGCAGCAUCAGCGGCAUCCCUAGCAGCUCCGGAACCUCAUCCCUGUUCGCUGCGACUCCGUCAUCCGAGGCUGCAGCGAGUGCAGCAGGCCUGGCACCGGGCUCAACCACCCCUGCUGCAGCGGCGGCAGGCGCGCCUGGCGCCGCCGCAGCCAUUCGCGGCGCUGGCGCUGCUGAUCCCUCUGCCCGCGUCGCGGCCGCUGCUGAGGCCUCGGAGCCGGCCGCUGCGGCAAGUGAUGGCGGCGAUGGAGCGGUGGUGGCGGCGGCGGCGGCGGCGGCUACGCCUGUGCCCGGCGGCGGCGGGCUGAGGUGGCACAGCUAUGCCACGCAGGUGCAGUAUCUGCGGGGCUGCAUCGAGGUGGUGCUGCGACUGCAGUUCGAUGCGCCGGACGGUCCAGACGAGGCCGCCGCGUCCGACGCCCUCCUGCACGCCGCCAUGGAGGCCCUGCACGACGAGCUGCACGGCCAGCUGCUACAGCUGCCCGAGGCCGCCCACGCCGAGCUGCUGCUGCCGCUGCACCUGCUGCACCCAGCCGGCGGGAAUGCGGUGGGCGCGGAUGGGGAGUACGGGGAGCCGCCGCUGCCUCCACAGCCGCCGCCGCCGCAGAUGGUGCCGCUGCUGGUCUACAUGGACCCGCCAGUGCUGAUAGCAGCAGCGUCGCCGCCGCGCGCGCCGCUGCAUCGGCCCCUGCAACAGCAACAAGUGCCACCGCAGCAGCCGCAGGGCCAGCCGCAGGCACCCGUUGUCGCUGGCAGCAGCCGCGCAACGGCCCCGGGUGAUCCUCGGACAGCCGUGCGGGCAGCGGUGGCGGCGCUCUCACCCGCAUCACGCUGGGGCUCUGCCGAUGCAGCCGCGGAAUCAGAAGCACCUGGGGGCGGCGCCGAACCCCAGGCCGCCACGGCGACAACGACCCUUGGAGCGCCACAACAAGGCAGCGAGCGGCGGUCAGCGUUGGCGGAGCCGCUGCAGGAGCCAGGGCGCCAGGCCGUGGCGGCGGCGCUGGUGCCCUCCAGCUCACCCUCACCGCCGCCACCGGAGUCGCCGGCUGCGUCCGCGCGAGCUCGGCGCGCGGCACGCCGCCGGGCGCCGCCGCGGCGCGGCCUAACCUGCGCUGCCGAGUACUUUGGCACUCGCAGCAGCCGGGAAUGGCACGGGCUUGCAGGUGGCGGCGGCGGUGUGGACGACACUGCUUCGGAGAAGGGCGCGGCGGGGGGCCGCCGGCUGCGUCACGGGAUCAGUGGCGAAGUGGGCGGCGCGGGCGUGGGUGAGGACCUGAUGGCAGGCGACAGCGCCAGUGAGCUCAGCGAGUACGGCUUCAAUGAUGGAGGAGGAGGAGGCGGAGGCGAGGGGUGGGUUGCGGUGCAGGAGCGGCAGCAGGAGCGGCAGCAGGAACGGCAGCAAGAGAGGGACUGGGAGCGGAAGCAGCCGGCCGGGGUGCGGUGGCCCGCGACGGGCCAGCUGACAGUGGCUGCGGAGGAGGGGAAAGGGCAAGAAGCGGCAGAAUCCAGUGGAGUUGUGCAGCUAGGCGCCGACCUCCAGGGCAGCAUGGCGACGCCCUUUGCGGCUGCCGCCGCGGCAGCCGCCAUGGAGGCUGCAGCCGUGCCAGCAGGCAUUGCUGGCGCCAGUGGCAGCACAGGCAACAGCAGCAGCAGAAGCAGCAGCCGCUACCACAACGUCCUUGAUUUGAGUCUGGUCCCGCCGCAUCAUAUCGCCACCACAGCAGUGCCGGUGACUGAGCAAGGCCGCCGCCCGCGCCACGCCCGCGCCCACGCACCCGCCGGCACUGCCGAGGCCUCCGCUGCGGCGCCGGACAGCCCUGACAUCGGCAGCGGCGACUCCGCCGGUGUCGGUGAGGCUGGGGCUGCGGCCGCCGUGACGCCCUUUCUCCACCCCUCCUUGGCAGCGGUGCCGCCGCUGCCGAUGGCGACGGCUUCAGAGCCGGCGGCGCUGCUUCCCCACCAGCAGGUUGUAAUGGAGCUGCUAACGGCUUCGGAUUCGGAAUCGCUAGAUCAAGACCGCUUCGCACCCGCCGCUAACGCUCGCGGCAGCCUCGGCGGCAACGGCGGCGGCGGCGGCACCCCAGAUUCGGAGGCGGUGAACGUGACGGCGCAGGGCUGGCUGCAGCAUUGUGGCGCUGAAGCCGCCUCGCACUCCACCUCGCCUUCCGCCGCCGCGACCAGUAUGAUCUUUGCGGGGCAGGUCCGCGACCUGGGUGGUGCCGCCGGCGGCAGCAGCAGCGGCGUCGGCGCUGGCGGCCGCGUAUCGUGGGGCGGUGACGCCGGCAGCAGCGGCGGCGGUGCUGUGAGCCCUUUUGCAGGGGCCCUCAUGCAGCGGCAGCCGUCAGGCCACAUCCACGGCCCGGACCAAGCCGCCGCUGCUGGCCGUGAUGCGGCAACUGGUGCAGAUACAGUGCCUCCUGCGCGCGCGGGAUCUCAUCGCUCUCUGCGCCCCUCGCCGUUCGUAGGCGCUGCGGCGGCGCCAGAGUCAACCGGUACUGGUGGCGGUGGCGGUGGCGGCGGCGGUGGCGGCGCAGUACGUGCGCCCAGCCUGGAUCGCUCCUUUUCCCUGUCGGCCGCCGCGCGCCUGCACCAACACCGCAUGGAGCACCAGCCGCAGCAGCAGCAGCAACAGCAGCAACACCAGUGGUGGCGGCAGCAGCAGGUGCAGGGUGAGAACACGGGUGGUCUGGCAACAGCAGGUGAAGCAGGUGCACGCGCGCACGGUGGGGUUGCGGUUGCGGCUCCUGCUGUCAACCCAGUAGCAGAGGCUGCAGCCGUCGCGGCCUUCUCGCCGCCACCCUGGCUCCUGCUGGCGCGACGCAGCAACAGCGGCCCUGCCGGUGGCCGCUUCAGUCCACUCAGAGCCCCGGCAGUAGCUUCAGGUCCACUCAGAGCCCCGGCAGUAGCUUCAGGUGCAGCGGCCGUAGCAGCCCCUGUGGCACUGGUUGCUGCCGGCGGGUCCAGCGGCCAGCUUGCAUCCACAACGGCGUUUUCGGACUUCGCCGCUGGCCGGGCUCGCGGCCCCCCUGCUGUGCCGCCGGCUAUAGCAGCGCAGCGGCCGGUGCCGCGGCAGCGAGCAGCGGUUCCAGAGGCAGAGGCUGCGGCAGUAGCAUCUGCGGCGGUUGCAGCAGCACCCACGCAGACGGUAUGCUUCACGCUGCACCUGGACAUGUCCUCUGACGCUGGUGGCGGGACGGCGGGUACUGCAGCCGCUGCUACUGCCGUGCCGCCCCCGCUGCUGGUGCGGGUGGUGGUGACGCAGGCAGGCGCGGUGGUGGCGGAGGUGCCGCAGGUGGAGGUGGGGCCGCGAGGAGCCAGCGUCAGCCUGGACCUGCCUGCAGCGCUGGCCGAGGGCAGCGCGGCGCUGCUGGUGCUGCCGUACCGGGGUGACGGCCAUGGGCAGGAGGCGGAGCCCGCCGCCGCCGGCGGAGCUGCUGCGGCUGCUGCAGCCCCAGCGGCCCUGGCGGCGCUGCACUACAGCCCCAUUGCGGUGGUGCCGCCGGAGGUGGCGGCGGAGCUGUGUGGCCUCAUGGGCCGAAUGGAGCAGGAGCUGGCGGCGGAGGCGGAGGCGGCAGUAGCAGCAGCUGGCGAGGGCGGCGGCAGUAGCAGCACCAGCAGCGCUAUGGUUCGAGCCCGCGCCUUCACCCACAGCUUUUCGCCCUUCGUGUCGGACAUGAUGUCUUUAUUGAUGGGCGGCAACCGUUUCGCGGCGGCGCGCUCCGCUGCUGCCGCCACUGCCGUGGCUACUGCCAGUGGCGGUGCAGCGGCGCCGCCGGAUGCAGCGGCGCAGGAUCUACAGGAAGCUGUACGGCAUCUUCAGCAGCUGCAGAUGCUGGUGAACGCGCUGCUGUCGUACAUGCGUCAGACUCAUCUGCCGUACACACAGCAGUACAUGGCGGCAGGGCUGGCGGGCGCAGGCGUCCUCCCAGCAAGUAGCUUUGGCAGUGCCUCGCCUCCGCCGACGGUGGCACGCCGUGACACCGCCAGGCAACGUCUGCAGGAGCAGCAGCAGCAGCAGCAGCACAGUCAGGAGCGGCAUGGAUAUGAGCAGCAGGCGGAGGUUGCUUCACAGCUACUGCCGCAGGAGUGUGGUGAUCAUGUGCCUGCAUCUGCACCAGCAGCGACAGCGGAAUCAGCAGCCGAUUCAGCAGCUGAGGCGGAGGUUGGACCGGCGCCGCCGCUGGCGGAGGCGCGCUGCCGGGGGUUCGCGGCGGACGCUGCUUGGGCGGUCGGUAGAGCCGCUGCAGUUGCUCGGCGACGCCUGCUGUGGGGCCUCGCUGCAUCAGGGCAACGGCUCCACGGGCCGCUGUGCCAGGCGGGCCUGUCGCCGGCAGCGGUGUCGGCCGCGGCGGCAGCGGCGGUGGCCGUGGCCGGCGCGCUAGUGCUGAGGCGGCUGCAGCUGCGCGCAGCCGGCUUGCCGCCGAUGGAUGGUGGUCCUGGCGGCGGCGGUGGCGGAGGUGGCGCGGGCAGACUGCCGGGCAGGGGCACAGAUGCACUGCAGCAAACCCACGGCGGUCAACGCAUGGGUCAGGAUCGGCAGGGGCAGCAGGGCCACGGGCAGCCUUGGUCGGUGGGCUUGCACAGCGGGUUCGAGGUGGUGGCCAUGUGGGCAACGGCGAUGGCUACGGUCAUGGCCGUGGUCUUGGCCGCGGUGGCGUGGGUGACGCAGCGGCUGCUGCGGCGGCGUCGCGGUGUCUGCGCCGCUAGCACCGCCGCGGCGGGCCAGCAGCAGUAGGCGGCUCACCAGUGGGUGGUGACAUUUGGCCGUGCUUUUGAUUUUGGCAUGGUCGGCGUGAGAGCCGGAGUUUACUGGGAUUGAACUAGCUUCGAAGGGGUGCCAACCGCUGUUUGGGCAGACUGCGGCGCUACGUCUGCACACUGGACGCCAAGGCUACGCACGUAAAACAAACGCAUGAAGGACGCUUUAUAUACCGUACGUGCGCAUUUAGAGAAUAGUAUGUAUGCUCCUAUUGAUGAUGCGCUAUUGCAUGGAAUACUGCACGUGUCAGGACUUAUCCCAAGUCAUACAUACUCAAGACAGUCAAACACCGAUUGCUGAACCAACGCAUCACCGGAACACUACUGCAAUGCAAAGUUUGCUAAGAUGCAGCGCCCAGGCUUUCAGGGCGGGCCUAUGGUGAUUGUUGGAUAUGGAUUGGAGAGGUGCAGCAUGCAAAGAUUGCAGUACGGCUCGCGUGAAACGGCGUGAAGCAUCGGGGUGUUUAGAGACUUAAAUAGCUGUCUGCGCGUAUUGCAGGACAUGGAACCAAAAACCCAAUGCCGACUGGGCCGCCAAUAAUUGUGGGGCUUCGAUUUUAUAACGCGAGUUGAUAUUAGGUGUUGCGGAUCUUUGCCUUGGUCACAGUCAUGAGGAUCAGAGGGCAAGGACAAUCAAGGCUAGUAAAAGCA